AAUGACUGAGAACUUAAAAACUGGACAGUAAUAGACCAUGAAUCCUAGUGAUGACUGAAUGUGGUGAUAUUCUGAACAAAAAGAGCUUUCAGCCAUGCUUGUGACUGUUUGGCUUCAGAGUGACCCAAAGAGAGUGAGUGGCAAUACUGGAGUCAUCUUAUAUAGAUUGAGGUGGAGGCUGAGAGAGGCAAAGAAGAAUCUCAACUGAGGAAAAAUUGGGACAAGGUGCCUCAGGGGAGUGUGUACUUUCUAGUUUUGGGGAUUCUCAUAGACAGCCUGUUGUUACUGGGUGAUAUCCUCUUUGAGCCAAGCAAAGAAAGAAUCACCUACUAAGGAUUUGGCAUUGACCAUUAAACAGCAAGCUUUGGCUUGGUUAGGUCUGAGAGAGAGAGGGAGAGAACAAACAUCCUUAACUAGACUAGCCCUGCCAUGAGGGAAUAUUGCACUACAGGAUAUGUCUUCACCCAGUCAUUGUCUAAGGCCAUAAAUAACCUGUUGAAUGUCUCCUGAGGAUGUAAUGCACACUGAAAAAAAUCACCCUUUCCCAUUUGCUUUCUCUUUUUAGUGUUCCUGAAAUUGGUAGUCUGCAAUCAGCAGCUGAAGGCCCAGACAUCACCAGGGGAUAAAUGUCCUUGAAAGAGGAAGGAUACAAGCUCUUCAGCUUCAAGAACUGUCCCUAUGAUUGAACAGUGUCAAGAACAGAUGACCACAUAAGGUGCAUUCUCUGCCUGGGAUCCUCCUACAGUAUAUGGGGGAGUGGGAUCAGUGUGUGCAUCAUAAUGCCAAAAGGAAAGUGUAAAUUCACUGAAGAACUAAAGAUGAAAUUCCCGUGUUUUCGAAGUGGUAGAGAAGAAUGGGAAGCUGAGUGCUUGGUACAUAGACCUAGUACUUAUGUCUCUGUGAAAAAUAAAGGCGCUAAUGAUUUACAAACUCAUGUGGACUCUGACAAGCACAAAAAAGCAGUUCAAGGAGAGAGCUCAUCAACAAAAUUGACAGAUUAUUUUGUAAAACCAGGCAACAAAUCAGAGGAUGCUGUUACUGCAGCAGAGGGUGCUUUUGCAUUUCACACCGUUAAGCAUCACAAUAGCUUUAAGUCAAUGGAUUGCACAUUGCAUAAUAGCUUUAAGUCAGUCUAUCUUGCUGAAGUUGACAUUCCCUGAUUCUGAAGAAGCACGGAAAUUUUCAAGUGCUAGAACCAAGACAGAAGCAAUUGUUAUCUCUGUGCUUGCACCACAUUCUGUUGAUGUUGUUCUGAAAACAUUUGAAGAAAAUGAUAAAUUUUACUGUGGAGUUGCUACAGAUGGAAGCAAUCAUGGUUCCGUGAAAAUAUUUCCAGUAACUAUUCAGUAUUUUGACUGGAAGAAUGGUGGUUUGCGGUCAAAACUGAAGAAGGUCCAGAACACACCUAAUGAGACUGCCGACACAAUUGCUCAUUACGUAAAAGAAACGCUUGAAAAAAAUGGUUUGUUCAAGAAGUAUAUUGCAUUUACAGGUGACAACUGCAAUACAAUGUUUGGAGGACUCCAGCCUGGUGAAGAUGGAAAGAAUGUGUUUGCAAACUUAAAGAAGUUGUUGCAGAAGAGAACAUUAAUUGGUGUGGGUUUCCCAGCACACAUUUUGAACAACUGUGUUCACCAUGCAGCAGAAAGAAUGAACGUUGACAUUGAGAACAUUAUUUUUAAAAUUUACCAGUACUUUCAUAUCUACACUGUCCUAACUGAGCGGCUGAAGGAGUACUGUGAGUUUGUUGAUGUUGAAUACAGAAAGCUGCUUUCUCAUAGCAAGACAUGAUGGCUGUCAUUAUUUCCAGGCAUUACAAGGCUGAUACAGAUGUUUCCGGCCUUGAAGUCAUUCUUUCUGUCACAGGACAAACCACCCACAGUGCUUAAGACAUUUUUUUGAGUAUGAAUUAAGUGAGAUUUACCUCUGGCACAUGCAUUCACUCAUGAGAGUAUUCCAAACGUACAUCCAAGAAAUCGAAAGGGAAAGCAAUUCAGUCGUGGAAGUGCUGAAAAGUUUGAACUUGGUUCAUACUAUCCUUCUUGAACGCAAGACUCACAACUUUAUGUCCCUGAAAGUUAAGGGACUACUGGCACAAAAGCGCAUUGAAGGAAUUGAUGAAGAGUGUGACAAAUUCUGUGCUGAAGUAGAUAAUAUGUACAGCAGAUGCUUAGAAUAUUUGGAGAAGUGGCUUAGACCCCUGGAAGACAUCUCUUGUUUCAGGUGGAUUACCUUGAGUGAGACACUGAAUUGGAGUGAUGUGGAACCUUGUAUCAAGUACCUGAUCGAUAACAGGGUGCAAAUUGAUGACGUGAAGUGUUUUGAUCAGGUCAGCAACCUGAAGAAGUUUACGGAAAGUUGCAACAGUGAUGAAGAGUUCAGUAAUUAUUUGCUAGCACACCAGAAGUGGACCAAAUAUUUUGAGAAAUCCAAAAACAUUGAGUGUCAUUGAG
Chrysemys picta bellii (western painted turtle) is the source of this 2453-nucleotide messenger RNA. Lineage: Eukaryota; Metazoa; Chordata; Testudines; Emydidae. The record is from RefSeq and is a predicted model, not a curated record.